This is a messenger RNA of Acanthisitta chloris (rifleman), 754 nucleotides long. RefSeq names its product partner of NOB1 homolog (S. cerevisiae) (gene PNO1). Gene Ontology annotation, cellular component: nucleolus. Bases 71 to 553 code for a protein of 160 amino acids. Lineage: Eukaryota; Metazoa; Chordata; Aves; Passeriformes; Acanthisittidae. Gene Ontology annotation, molecular function: RNA binding. The transcript has 6 exons. The record is from RefSeq and is a predicted model, not a curated record.
GGUUGGGAAGGGCGAGCUGAGGAAGGUGCCGGUGCCGGCCAACAGGUAUACGCCGCUCAAGGAGAACUGGAUGAAGAUAUUCACGCCCAUCGUGGAGCAUCUGCAGCUUCAAAUUAGGUUCAACUUGAAAACGAGAAAUGUUGAAAUCAAGACUUGUCAAGAGACAAAGGAUCUCAGUGCUCUGACGAAAGCAGCUGAUUUUGUGAAAGCAUUUAUACUUGGGUUUCAAGUAGAGGAUGCUCUUGCUCUCAUCAGAUUAGAUGAUCUUUUUCUAGAGUCAUUUGAAGUUACAGAUGUCAAACCUCUGAAAGGAGAUCAUCUGUCAAGAGCAAUAGGGAGAAUAGCAGGGAAAGGUGGAAAAACCAAAUUCACUAUAGAAAAUGUAACCAGGACACGCAUCGUUCUUGCUGACGCAAAAAUUCACAUUUUGGGAUCUUUUCAGAACAUUAAAAUGGCACGAACAGCAAUUUGCAAUCUAAUUUUAGGAAGUCCUCCAUCCAAAGUUUAUGGCAACAUUAGGGCAGUGGCCAGCAGAGCAGCUGAGAGGUUCUGAGCUGCACAACUCAAGGACAGGGGCUGGAGUCCUGGAUCCUGGAUGCAUGAGAGGCCUGGAGUUACAGAAACCAUCAGUCUUCUGCUCCAUUUGGAAGCCCAGAAGAAAACAGGACUGUUUGUGCAAUGUGACUGCCUUCAGACAUGUGGUCUGAACAUACUUAGUAUUUUUGUAUAGUCAUUAAAAGGUAUUUAAACUGGU